AAUUAGAGAACCACAAUAGUUUCCGAUAUUUCGUGCACUGUAAUUAUCAGAAGGCUUUUGGAUUUAUUUUCCCUCCUAUAAUCCUCUUCAUAGGAGCACGAAACCAUUUGCGUCUUCCGGGUUCUAAUUGCUAAACCCAGAUUCUCUGCCUCUCUCUCUGUUAUCCAUGGAGAGAGCCGCUCUUCUUCGUUCUUUAUCUUCAUCUAGAUACUUCUCUCGCUCCUCUCCUUCCCUCCUUCUCUUUUCUCGCUCGUCAUGUGCGUCUUCUUCAGCUCCGUUUCACUAUCGUCGCUCGAUUUCCUACCCCACCCGACGUCCUCUGCUCCGCCGCCACUUCAGAUUAGUCCCUGCAGCUCUACCAUCUUCAUCACUUAAUCUCCGGAAGCAUUUCUCUUCUGUAUCUCCUCGUGCUGUUGCCUCGCCUCCGUUCCCAUCCACUCCAGAAUUCGCUGAAGUAAAGGAUGAAGUCGCGGAGAAGUUGGGUUUUGAGAAGGUUUCAGAAGAGUUCAUUCCAGAAUGCAAGUCAAAAGCAGUGCUUUUCAGGCAUAAGAAGACUGGCGCCGAGGUCAUGUCUGUUUCUAAUGACGAUGAGAAUAAGGUGUUCGGCAUUGUUUUCCGCACACCUCCGAAAGAUUCCACUGGCAUACCUCACAUAUUGGAGCAUAGCGUACUAUGUGGAUCAAGAAAAUAUCCUUUAAAGGAACCAUUUGUUGAACUAUUGAAAGGAAGCUUGAACACUUUCCUGAAUGCAUUCACAUAUCCUGAUCGGACAUGUUACCCAGUUGCUUCCACAAAUACCAAGGAUUUUUAUAAUUUGGUCGAUGUAUACCUGGAUGCGGUUUUCUUUCCCAGAUGUGUGGAGGACUUCCAGACGUUUCAACAGGAGGGUUGGCACUUUGAGCUCGAUGAUCCUUCAGAAGACAUCAGUUACAAAGGUGUUGUUUUUAAUGAGAUGAAGGGUGUCUAUUCUCAACCUGAUAAUAUACUCGGGCGGACUGCUCAGCAGGCUCUUUUCCCUGACAAUACCUACGGUGUUGAUAGUGGAGGUGAUCCCGAAGUGAUUCCCAAAUUGACUUUUGAGGAAUUCAAGGAAUUUCACCGCCAAUAUUACCAUCCUAGCAAUGCCCGAAUAUGGUUCUAUGGAGAUGAUGAUCCACAUGAGCGCCUCCGUAUUCUGAAUGAGUAUUUAGAUAUGUUUAGUGCAAGUUCUGCUCCAAAUGAAUCGAAAAUCAAACCACAAAAGCUCUUCUCAGAGCCAGUCCGGAUUGUUCAGAAAUAUCCUGCUGGUGAAGGUGAUUUAAAGAAGAAGCAUAUGGUCUGCCUUAACUGGUUGCUAUCUGAUAAGCCCUUAGACUUGGAAACUGAGCUUACCCUCGGAUUUCUGGAUCAUCUUAUGUUGGGUACUCCUGCUUCACCCCUGAGGAAAAUUUUGCUAGAAAGUGGACUUGGGGAUGCCAUUGUUGGAGGGGGAGUUGAAGAUGAGCUACUUCAGCCUCAAUUUAGCAUCGGACUGAAGGGUGUUUCUGAAAGUGACAUACACAAAGUAGAAGAAUUGGUAAUGAAUACGCUUAGAAAGUUAGCAGAGGAGGGUUUUGAUACAGAUGCUGUGGAGGCUUCCAUGAACACUAUUGAAUUUUCUCUCAGGGAGAACAACACUGGGUCAUUCCCUCGUGGUCUAUCCCUCAUGCUUCGAUCUAUUGGUAAAUGGAUUUAUGAUUUGAAUCCCUUUGAGCCACUAAAGUAUGAGAAACCACUACAAGAUCUAAAAUCUAGAAUAGAAAAGGAGGGCACUAAAGCUGUUUUCUCUCCUCUAAUAGAGAGGUUUAUUUUGAACAACCGUCAUCAAGUUACUGUGGAGAUGCAGCCUGAUCCUGAGAAGGCAGCCCGUGAUGAGGCAGCUGAGAAAGAGAUCUUGAGUAAAGUUAAAGCUAGUAUGACCGAUGAGGAUCUUGCUGAGUUGGCACGUGCUACUCAAGAGCUUCGUCUUAAGCAGGAAACUCCUGAUCCACCAGAAGCUUUGAAAGCUGUCCCAAGUCUAUCUCUGCUAGAUAUUCCUAAAGAACCUAUUCGGAUCCCCACUGAGGUUGGCAAUAUCAAUGGAGUUGAAAUGCUGCAGCAUGAUCUCUUCACCAAUGAUGUUCUGUACACAGAAAUAGUCUUCAAUAUGAGUUCAUUAAAGCAAGAGCUUCUUCCUUUGGUCCCGCUAUUUUGUCAAUCAUUGCUGGAGAUGGGCACAAAGGAUUUAACUUUUGUCCAACUGAACCAAUUAAUUGGGAGGAAAACGGGAGGAAUAUCAGUUUACCCUUUAACAUCAUCAGUGCGGGGCAAGGAAGAUCCAUGUUGUAAAAUAAUUGUUCGAGGCAAAGCAAUGGCCGGACGUGCUGAAGACCUUUAUGAUUUGGUUAAUCGUGUUAUUCAAGAUGUCCAGUUUACAGAUCAACAGCGUUUCAAACAAUUUGUUUGUCAGAGCAAAGCAAGGAUGGAGAAUCGGUUAAGAGGAGGGGGUCAUGGAAUAGCUGCUUCAAGGAUGGAUGCAAAACUAAAUGCUGCUGGCUGGAUGUCUGAAAAUAUGGGUGGUCUCAGCUAUCUUGAAUUCCUCCAAACACUUGAAGAGAAGGUCGAUCACGAUUGGGCCAAUAUUUCAUCAUUUCUUGAGGAGAUUCGCAAGUCUAUAUUUUCCAGGCAAGGUUGCUUGAUAAAUAUGACUGCUGAUGGAAAAAAUCUUGCUAAUACAGAGAAAUACGUGAGCAAAUUUGUUGAUUUGCUUCCCACUAGCUCUCCUACUGAAACAACCAAUUGGCAUGCUCGGCUCCCUUUGGGAAAUGAAGCUAUUGUGAUACCUACUCAGGUUAAUUAUGUUGGAAAAGCAGCCAACAUUUAUGAUUCUGGUUAUGAGCUUCAUGGCAGUGCCUAUGUCAUUUCAAAACACAUUAGCAAUACAUGGUUGUGGGAUCGUGUAAGAGUUAGUGGUGGAGCUUAUGGAGGAUUUUGUGAUUUUGAUACUCAUUCAGGGGUGUUCUCCUUCUUAUCUUAUCGUGAUCCCAACUUGCUGAAGACACUUGAUGUGUAUGAUGGAACUGGUGACUUUUUACGGGAAUUAGAAAUGGAUAAUGAUUCUUUAACAAAAGCCAUAAUAGGGACCAUUGGGGAUGUUGAUGCAUACCAACUUCCUGAUGCCAAAGGCUAUAGUAGUAUGCUGCGGUACUUACUCGGCAUCACAGAAGAGGAAAGGCAACGGAGACGUGAAGAGAUAUUAUCUACGAGUUUGAAGGACUUCAAAGAAUUUGUGGGUGCAAUGGAAGCAGUUAAAGAUAAAGGCGUUGUAGUUGCAGUGGCAUCUCCGGAGGAUGUAGAUGCUGCUAAUAAGGAGAAUUCCAACAAUUUUCAAGUAAAGAGAGCCCUUUGAACACCUUGGGAUUAUACAGAAUCAUGUUUGAUUUAUAGCAAACUAAUGAGUUAUUUUUUUCAUGGUAAGUCCUAUAUUUAGCACUUGAAUCAUUGUUAAUAAAAAUCCCUUUUCUUCCUCUUU
Neltuma alba is the source of this 3529-nucleotide messenger RNA. RefSeq names its product presequence protease 1, chloroplastic/mitochondrial. The coding region runs from base 167 to 3406 and encodes 1079 amino acids. Gene Ontology annotation, molecular function: metalloendopeptidase activity; metal ion binding. The record is from RefSeq and is a predicted model, not a curated record. Gene Ontology annotation, biological process: protein processing. Lineage: Eukaryota; Viridiplantae; Streptophyta; Magnoliopsida; Fabales; Fabaceae. Gene Ontology annotation, cellular component: mitochondrion; chloroplast. The transcript has 19 exons.